Molecule: messenger RNA, 780 nt
Organism: Aspergillus luchuensis
Lineage: Eukaryota; Fungi; Ascomycota; Eurotiomycetes; Eurotiales; Aspergillaceae
Exons: 2
Coding region: 1-780 (259 amino acids)
Source: RefSeq, a predicted model, not a curated record
AUGCAAAAGAUAAUAACGCCUGAGCGUAUCCCAGAAUCUGCUCUCCCGCUUCCCAACAAGCAAGCGGGGAUUGGCCACAAUAGCUCUACUGCCUGGGACUAUUUUCACAUCAAUUCGGUAACCAAGGGCAUCGACGGUCACUAUCUUGUGUCCGCGCGUCAUGCCAGCACCAUUUACAAGAUUAACAGCACAGUUGGCAGUGUCAUCUGGCGACUAGGAGGGUCGCGGUCCGAUUUCGCCCUGGGCCUUAACGUAGAGUUUGGCUUCCAGCAUCAUGCCCGAUACCUUGAUCAGAUCGACAAAAACGGCGUGACAAGGAUAACGCUAUUUGACAACGCCAUAUAUGGCUCUGAAAGUGGCGGUGGCGGUGACAAGGAUGUGCGGAUAUAUCCCUACUCCCGCGGCAAAAUCCUCAAUUUGAAUCAUGAUACUCGCUGUGCUUCCCUCGAGUCCUCGUUUAUUCCUCCUGAUCUACUGCUGGUGAGAUCACAAGGCUCACUGCAAGCCCUUCCCAAUGGGAAUGUCUUUAUAAAUUGGGGCUCAGAGGGAGCGAUAACCGAAUUUUCUUCCGAUGGAGAACCUCUCUACCACGCAUAUCUGGACUCCCAACCGCUCAGUCGCGGCGAUGUGCAGAACUACCGGGCCUUUCGGGCAAACUGGACGGGCAUUUCCAGUGAAGAACCCGCUGUGGUAGCCUUUCAGCGACAUGGGACCGAUUGGGACAGCGGUGGAACCGAUAUAUACUUAUCAUGGAAUGGGGAUACAGAGACGGUCAAAUGA